Triticum aestivum (bread wheat) is the source of this 1371-nucleotide messenger RNA. Its product is annotated as 5'-methylthioadenosine/S-adenosylhomocysteine nucleosidase-like. The coding region runs from base 68 to 1345 and encodes 425 amino acids. Gene Ontology annotation, biological process: nucleoside metabolic process. The record is from RefSeq and is a predicted model, not a curated record. NCBI's taxonomy places the organism in Eukaryota, Viridiplantae, Streptophyta, Magnoliopsida, Poales, Poaceae. Gene Ontology annotation, molecular function: methylthioadenosine nucleosidase activity. The transcript has 8 exons.
CGGGCCGAGGGUUUCAAAGUACAGCAAACCCUACACCUGCCGCCGCGCGGCGCCCCCGUUGAAUGCGAUGGCCUCGGGUCCCGCGGAACCAGCCACCGCCGGCGAGGACGCGGGUGACGUUCGCUUUGCCGAGUUCUCGGACCUGCAGCUGCGGGAGAGGUUGCAGCGCAUACAGAAUGGGCUCGACAGGGGCGUCUACAGCGGCCUCCACGACGGCGGCGAGAAGAUCCAUCAGUUGUGCCGUGACAUCGACCACGAGAUCGCUCGACGCCGGAAGGUUUUCCAGGCCCCGCCCUCCUCCUCUUUCAUCAAUCUCUGUCGCUCCGCCCACUAUGGAGGCAGCAAACCGCACCGCGCUCCGGUGAGUGCGAUACCCUUGGCCGGCGAGGCGGGGGUCGAGGGUGCGGUGGAGGAUAGGCACAGCGCGCUGCACCAGCUUUCGGAUCUUGCUCUGCGGGAGAAGUUGCGGCGUCUACAGGACGGGGUCGGCGUCCUCGCCGGCCACCUCCCUGACGGCGGAAGGAAGUACUUUGCGUACAUCCGUGCCGUCCGUCUCGAGCUCGCUCGCCGCCAGGCCCUGCCCUCCCGCAACCAGUCGGCUGCCGCCGAACCCGGAGCAGGUGCGGUGUCGAAGGUCCUCAUCGUCAUAGCCAUGCAGGCAGAGAUGCUCCCACUCGUCCACCGGUUCCAGCUCCUCGAGGUGCCCACCGGCGAAUCCAUAUUUCCAAAAGGCGCCCCAUGGGCGAGAUACUGUGGCAACUACAAAGGCCUCCACAUUGACCUUGUAUGGCCUGGAAAAGAUCCCGCUCUCGGAGUUGACAGUGUCGGUACAUUAUCAGCAGCUCUUGUGACACACGCUUCUAUACAGUUCUUGAAGCCAGACCUUAUUAUCAAUGCUGGUACUGGUAGUGGCUUCAAGGCCAAAGGAGCAGGCGUUGGAGAUGUCUUCUUGAAAUCAGACGUUGUGUUCCAUGAUAGAAGAAUACCGAUUCCUGUCUUAGGCCUGUACGGAAAUGGAGCCCGGAAGACAUUUCUCGCACCUCCCCUGUUUCAGGUUGGGAAGCUUUCAACCGGCGAUUCUCGAGAUAUGUCUCCGCACGAUGUGUUAGAAAUACUGAGUAAUGGUGCUACAUUAAAGGAUAUGGAGGGAGCGGCGGUGGCACAUGUUGCUGAUAUGUUUUCAACACCUGCAAUCUUUGUCAAAGCUGUGACUGAAAUUGUCGAUGGAGAGAAGCCAAGGGCAGAGGAGUUUCUUCAAAACUUGACUGCUGCUACGAAGGCCCUGGACCAAGCUGUGGCCGAAGUGGUCAAUUUCGUCUGUGGCAAAUGCUUAUCUGAUCUUUGAUCUCCUUUUUGUUGGCAAGAUCCAUG